This is a messenger RNA of Phragmites australis (common reed), 1625 nucleotides long. Its product is annotated as transcription factor HHO5-like. Gene Ontology annotation, molecular function: DNA-binding transcription factor activity; DNA binding. The transcript has 5 exons. The record is from RefSeq and is a predicted model, not a curated record. NCBI's taxonomy places the organism in Eukaryota, Viridiplantae, Streptophyta, Magnoliopsida, Poales, Poaceae. Bases 258 to 1322 code for a protein of 354 amino acids. Gene Ontology annotation, biological process: regulation of DNA-templated transcription.
UGAGGAAUCGGCAACGCAGCGCGCCCACCCAGCCCACGCGCCGCGUGGUCUCUCACUCUCUCGCCUCCCAUCCUGCGGUCCAGCUCGCAGAUUUCAUUCCCCCCGCCCACCGUUGCCCGUCUAUAUAUGCCCGGGCGGGGGCACUUCCGGAAUCCAGAUCACCCACCCACCGCCUUCUCUUUCCCUGUUCUUGGCUUCCGGCCGCUGAUUCAUUUGCGGAGAUUCUUGUCGCGGUUUGUUCGUUGUUGCCUGCGUGCAUGGGGCUGGACGUGGGGGAGAUCGGGAUCGGCCUGGAUCUGGGGCUGGACCUGAGGCUCUUCGCCGCGCGGAGCGCCAGCCGGAUGGCGGCGGCGAAGGUGGGGCCGGCGGCGGUGGACGCCUGCAUCAGGAGCCUCGAGGAGGAGCGCCGCAAGAUCGAGGUUUUCAGGCGGGAGCUCCCGCUCUGCGUCCGCCUCCUCGCCGACGUGAUCGAGGAGUUGAAGGAGGAGGCCGUGAAGAGAAGCGGAGGCGGAUACCGCUCGGAGGCGAAGGCGGACGACGGCGACAAGAGCAAAUGGAUGAGCACGGCGCAGCUCUGGGUGGACAGCGACGCCAAAUCGGAGGAGUCCGAGAAGGAGCAGCAGAGUGAGAUCACCUCGCCGGAGCCCAAGUUGCCCGGUGGCGCUCCCAUGCCGUUAAAGGCUGUUGCGGCUGUGCCGCCCCCACUGCCACCGUACUGCAGGAGGGAGGACAAGGCUGCUGGGAAUGUCGGGCUGCCUGGUCUUUCGUUGCUGUCUCCGGCUGUCAAGCGGCCGCUUUCACCGGUCGCUGCCGAUGAUGAGCACCGGCAGGACGUCACUGCAAGAUUUACCGGCACCACGCCACCAUCAGGCCCAGCGCUCAGCUUGCACGCUCAGACUCAACAGCAGCAGCAGAAGGCGGCGAGGAAGGCGAGGCGGUGCUGGUCGACGGAGCUUCACAAGCAGUUUGUUGCUGCCUUGCAUCAACUCGGCGGCCCCCAAGUUGCUACCCCGAAGCAAAUCAGGGAGGUGAUGCGGGUGGAUGGGCUCACAAACGACGAAGUGAAAAGCCAUCUCCAGAAGUACCGACUGCACAACCGAAGAUCACCCGGUCCGGCACCGGUGAGCCAGCCGAUUGUGCUGCUAGGUGGUCUCUGGGUUCCUCAGGAGCAAAGCAGUUCACAAUCCGGGUCUCCUCAGGGCCCUCUUCAGUUCUCCGGCUCUGGGUCAGGGGUAGCCAUCUCGGCAGCCAACGGCAGCGGCGACAGCAGCAGCAACGACGAAGAUGACAAGUCUGAAGGCUACAGCCGGAAAUUAUUGUAAGGUUGCAUUUGAGAAAGAUCGGUUGAGAGUGCAGAGAGAUAGCAUCGCGGCUUUGCGCAUUGGUGGCAAUAACAGACUCAUCAGUUAGAGAGGUCGUAGUGCAGCCAGGCCAUGCAUAUAGGGAGAUUGGGCGCUGAGCGCCCAAGAGAUGAACUGAUCAUGAGUUGGGUUGUAGACUUGUAGUAUGUACAUGAAAAGCUGGUACCAGUUUUCACACGGCUCGUUGACUUUAAUUUCCGGGCAGAUCUCAAGUUUUCGCCCUGAGAAUUAUAUACAUGUGCAAUUCGCAUACUGUUGGCUGUU